CAGCGCGGUUGCCCCGUUUCCCCCCGGAAGUCGCUGCCUGCCUGGCUCCGCCCCUACCCGGAAGCAGGUUCCACCCGGGCCCGGCCGGCCCCCGGAAGCAGCCCUGUGUGGCGGGUGCUGGUCUCAGCCCCUGCGCGGAGCCAGAGUCUCUCCGGAGCUGGGCGGACGCUCCCCCCGCCCCCCUCAGCCCAGCGCGUCUCGGAGCGCGGCGGCCGGAGGCGGCGGUGGGCGCGAGACCCCUCGGCAGAGCCGCCGCCCCCCCCAGCCGGGCAGUGCCCUGCAUAACAACUAUAGAAAGGAAUACUAAAUUCUGUUUACUUCUGUCAAAUAGCUGCAAUCCAAAGAUGGCUGCAAAUAAGCCCAAAGGUCAGAAUUCUUUGGCUUUACACAAAGUAAUCAUGGUGGGAAGUGGUGGCGUAGGAAAAUCUGCUUUAACACUGCAAUUCAUGUAUGAUGAGUUUGUGGAAGACUAUGAACCUACCAAAGCAGACAGCUACAGAAAAAAGGUAGUUCUGGAUGGGGAAGAGGUCCAAAUAGACAUAUUGGAUACAGCAGGCCAGGAGGACUAUGCUGCAAUUAGAGAUAACUAUUUCCGAAGUGGAGAGGGAUUUCUGUGUGUCUUCUCUAUCACAGAGCUGGAAUCUUUUGCAGCUACAGCAGACUUCAGGGAGCAGAUUUUAAGAGUAAAAGAAGAUGAAAACGUUCCCUUUCUGCUAGUUGGUAAUAAAUCAGAUUUAGAAGAUAAAAGGCAAGUUUCUGUAGAGGAAGCAAAGAACAGAGCUGAUCAGUGGAACGUUAACUAUGUGGAAACUUCUGCUAAAACACGAGCUAAUGUUGACAAGGUAUUUUUUGAUUUAAUGAGAGAAAUUAGAGCCAGAAAGAUGGAAGACAGCAAAGAGAAGAAUGGGAAGAAGAAAAGGAAAAGCCUAGCUAAGAGGAUCAGAGAAAGAUGUUGCAUUUUAUAAUCAAAGGCCCAAAUCCUUUCCUUCCUUGACCAUGCUAAUAACCAUAAUUUAUAAGCAUGCCAUCAGAGGCUUAAAUGACUGAAAUUUAACAUUUUGGAAAUUGUAAUGUAUCACUAAAAGCAUGAAUUGGAACUGCACAGUUAAAUUCACUGAAAAAAUUUAAUGUGGCUUCAAGAGAAGCAAAGUUCAACCCAUUUCAUAAUUGCCUACCAUCACUGUUCUUCUGAAUGUAGUAUUUCAUAGGCAGUCUUUCUUUAACAGUAAACAGAAGGAAGUAUUACUUUCUGUGGUUUCUUGUAAAGCAUAAAUUUUGUAUCACUAAAUCUUCAACUUUGUCUUGUCUUCUACUGCCUUGCAAAUUACAAUUGUGAACAUGAUACCAAACAAACUGGUAUACAGCUGUUUUGCCAUUGAGUUAUGCAAAUUAUAGAAGAGAAAAUGAUUCAGGCAGUGUAUCUGCAUACAGUUAUAUUGAGUCAUUCCUAUGUGGGUCUGCAUUAUCUGAUUAAUUUAAAGUGGUGUAAAUUUUUAAAUGGAAACAUUUGAAUAUGCCUUAAUUUAAAAACCUAGAAAUAGCAGAUUACAUAGUUAAGGCUGUAUUUUCAUCUUGAUGCAUCGAGACUGAUGCAUCCCUAUGCAUCAAUGUGGGAGAAUAUCCUUUAGUGUGGAGUGAAGUUAUGUGAAUGGUCUUGCUAACUAGCUGUCUGCUAGCAGUGUCUGAUCUUAAUGUGUGCCAUACUCUGGAUAUUUUGAAUAGCCCAGAGCAUACUGUCACCUGUGAUUUAGUAAACAAUAUGGUAGUUUAAAGGGGUUGGAAUUUACAUGUACGGUUGAGGUUACAAGGCUGUAUGGCAGUUAAGCCUGAAAUGGGCACUUAUCACUUAACAUGCUGGCACUUUGGAACUACCGUUUUGCAAGUAGUUUAAUGUCUGUAGGUGUUUGGAUUUUUAACUCCCUGAGUUGGGCAGAGUGGAGCUCAUUCAGUAGAGCUAAUGUGUUUUGCAUUAGGGUGUUUGGGAAAUUCUGGUGUGUCAUCAGUAACUUCUUCCUUUGUCCUCGUGAUACUAAGUUAUGGGACCAUGAUGUUGUUUGGAAGCUACUUGCAGGUUUUGUACUGUUUAGUCUAGUUUGUGUUCAUAAUGGGGAGCAUUGUAGCAACUUUUUCUAGUUAAUGUUAUCAAAUAUGCUUUGCAGUACAGAAACACUUACUAUCUGCAUCCAAAUUCUCCAAAUAAAAUGUAUUGCCUCAGCUGCUUCAGAAAACAAAUACUAGCACACUAGUACAGUGUUCAGUAUCUUAUUGCUAAAAAUAAGCCAGGAUUUGAGGCUUUUGGACUCUCGAGUAAGAAGGGGAAGAUUGAUUCCACAAACUAUUACUCUUUUUUAUACAUGUGUAAACCUAUAACUGACAGUCCAAAAUGCAUUCAAGCAAACUAAGUAACGUGUACUUUACACACUAACAAAUAGAUACUGUAGAGACAACUCUUGUCAUGUUAAAUAUUUAUACAUAAGGAAUUUUGUACAUACACUUAGUAGACUACCAUGUGCAAAAUUAAAGUUACUCAUGUAACUAUAGCCAAGUAGGCCAGUCUUCAUCUUUACUGUGUACUCAUUUUUCAGUCUAUUUAACCAGGGAGUCUAACCACUAACGUUGACUUUGCUUUGAACUGUGUACUGGGAACUGAGGUGUAAUGAAGCUAAUGGACAGAAGAAAUGUCACUGGUCUUAGGCUGAUGCCUUACCCAAUUCUUUUUAUUUGCUAUUUGAGCCAUUGAAAGACAAAUAAACUUCCAUUUUUUAAGUA
This is a messenger RNA of Mauremys mutica (yellowpond turtle), 2769 nucleotides long. RefSeq names its product RAS like proto-oncogene A (gene RALA). Bases 345 to 965 code for a protein of 206 amino acids. Lineage: Eukaryota; Metazoa; Chordata; Testudines; Geoemydidae. Gene Ontology annotation, cellular component: plasma membrane. Gene Ontology annotation, biological process: regulation of exocytosis; Ras protein signal transduction. Gene Ontology annotation, molecular function: GDP binding; GTPase activity; GTP binding. The record is from RefSeq and is a predicted model, not a curated record. The transcript has 6 exons.